Durotheca rogersii is the source of this 1848-nucleotide messenger RNA. RefSeq lists its product as uncharacterized. Gene Ontology annotation, cellular component: cytosol; centrosome; nucleoplasm. The transcript is spliced from 6 exons. The coding region runs from base 1 to 1848 and encodes 615 amino acids. The record is from RefSeq and is a predicted model, not a curated record. Lineage: Eukaryota; Fungi; Ascomycota; Sordariomycetes; Xylariales; Xylariaceae.
AUGUUCGGAGAACUGAUCGAGGCCUGCCGCAGGCUAGAGAAGGCCGAGCCUCCGCCAUCGCCAGAACUUCCCGACGACGUCCCGCAGCUGAUCCCUGAUGGCAUCACCGCAAAGAGUUACUCUAAACUAAGUGUGAGCACGGCUGCUGCACAGGACUCUAUCGCUGUCCUCUGGGCUGCGUACGCCACCGUAUCAAAGCUCGGCGCCGACGCGGGGGACGGAAAGAUAGACUGCGAUGCCGAUGCGUUGAACGACAUCGCCGACCGCAUCGCCGACAUCGUCCUGCCCGUCUGCACCGGCGCCUCGGCAGACGAAGAUACGACAGACUACGGCGUGCUCCAGCGCAAGGGGGAGCUGGGCCUGCGCAUCCUCACGCGCCUCGUCGACCUCCCGGGCCCCUCUCACCCGCUAUCUCUGCGGUCCCCCACGCUCCUCUGCAUCGCGGCAUUCACCGACGCAGCAGAUGCGUGGACGACAGACGCCUCGUGCACCCUCGCCUCGGCCCUGCUCCUCCCUCUCACAUCGCCUGAGCACCGCUACUGCCAGGCCGGGCAACUCGCCAACUUCAUCGCGGAUACCGUGCUUACAGGAUUUCUGCGGCCCCUAUUCUCGCGGUCACGGCCGGCCGGCAUCACCUCGACCGGGCGGCGGGACGCCUACGCCGAUCGCGACGGCGAGGGCCGCUACGACGACACGCACCUCGGCCGCGAGACCGCCGACGUGAAGCCCUGGAAGUACGCCCGCCGGUACGCGGUCGCGGUGUUCUCGUGGGCCGUGCGGCACGCUGAUGCCACCCUCUUGCAAACGAAAUGGCCGCUCUUUACGCCACCUCUCCUGACUCUCCUCGACGAGCCCGCUUCUUCUCCAUCUGCCACCACCACCUCCUCGUCCCUCUCCUUCACUGAAGUCCUCAAACCGCGCGCCCUCGGCCUCCUGCGCACCUUCUGGGCGCGGUGCCCGCCGGACCUCAUGGCCGACGACGGCGGGAAGGGCACGGGGCUGGCGCCGGUCUUCGAGGCGGCCGUCUUCCCCACGCUCCUGAGCCUGCCCGCUCUCACCCCGGAGCCUGAGUCCCUGCGCCUCCUCGGCGCCGCCUACCCCGCGCUGCUGGAGAUGGCGGGCGUCGCCGCCGACCUCGACUAUGACCCCGCCCGCGCCGCGCCGGCACGAGGUGAGGCGGCGGGGGAUAGGCGAGCGCAAGAGGGCGGGGCCAAGACGAGGCGGAUCCGGCCCGCCCAGCGCGCGCUGCUCGGCCGCGUUGUCCGCGACGGCGUCAUGGUCGGCUGGCACCACGCGCCGGAGCACGCGCGCCUCGCCGCCCUCUUCUGUGAGACACUGCGCUGCGUCGUCGACGGGCUCGGCGUCUACGCCGUCAAGCACCUCAAGGCACGUACACGCAAACUCAGCCUCUUCUCGUUGCUUGUCCACCUUACUUUCUUUCAACUUUGUAUCAGCUUGGUCAUGUAUUCUUUGCCAAUUCCUAACGACAUCAUCCCUAUGAUCUCGACCAUACUGAGCGACCCCUUCGGGCCUCAGCACCCGCCGUCCCUCCUCACCGCCGCGCGCUUGCUGCGCGCCGUUCUGCGCGCCUGCUGGCCGCGCGUGCCGCGCUACUGCAACGAUAUCGUUAAGGCCCUCGCGCUCUGCUGGCUUAACCUCGAGGAUCAACAGGACCCGAUCGCGAGCAGGAGCGAUAUUGAGAUAGAACUUGCCGCCGCCGCCAAUAUGCUGCAGGCGGUGAUGAAGGCGGUUGCGCGCGACGAUAUGGACGCGCGGGUCACCCCGCUUAUCGAGACGGAGCCGCGGUUGGGCAAACUUUUUGCGAGAGACGUCGGUAAUCCCACAUAA